AUGUACUUCAUUGAAAAGUACAAGGAAGGUGAGAGAGUACCCUCAGACAAGACACCCUCUCUACAAGUGGACAUUGUUCCAAGCCAGGGGGAGAUCAGCGUUGGAGAAUCUAAGUUCUUCUUAUGUCAAGUGGCAGGGGAGGCCAAACACAAAGACAUUUUCUGGUUUUCCCCUAAUGGUGAGAAGCUGACACCGAACCAACAGCGCAUCUCAGUGGUGCGAAAUGAUGACUUCUCCUCCACCCUCACCAUCUACAACGCCAACAUAGAUGAUGCUGGCAUCUAUAAAUGUGUUGUCAGUAGCGUGGAGGAGGGAGACUCCGAGGCCACCGUCAAUGUGAAAAUUUUCCAAAAGCUGAUGUUCAAGAAUGCUCCCACUCCUCAGGAAUUCAAGGAAGGGGAUGAUGCUGUGGUUGUGUGUGAUGUGGUCAGCUCACUGCCUCCUACCAUCAUCUGGAAGCACAAAGGCAGGGAUGUUAUCCUAAAAAAAGAUGUUCGAUUUAUAGUCCUGUCCAACAACUACCUGCAGAUCCGGGGAAUCAAGAAAACAGAUGAAGGAACAUACCGCUGUGAGGGCCGGAUCUUGGCUCGUGGGGAGAUCGACUUCAAAGAUAUUCAGGUCAUCGUAAAUGUACCUCCUUCUGUGCGUGCCAGGCAGAGCACUAUGAAUGCCACUGCCAACCUCAGCCAGUCUGUCACCUUAGCAUGUGAUGCUGAUGGCUUUCCUGAGCCAACCAUGACGUGGACAAAGGAUGGAGAGCCAAUAGAACAGGCCGAUGAUGAAGAGAAAUACAGUUUUAACUAUGAUGGUUCUGAGCUCAUCAUCAAGAAGGUGGAUAAGAGUGACGAAGCAGAAUACAUCUGCAUCGCUGAGAACAAGGCUGGCGAGCAGGAUGCCACCAUUCAUCUCAAAGUCUUUGCAAAACCCAAAAUCACCUAUGUGGAGAAUAAAACAGCCAUGGAGCUGGAGGAUCAGAUUACACUGACCUGUGAGGCAUCUGGGGACCCAAUCCCUUCCAUCACUUGGAGGACUUCCACCCGGAACAUCAGCGAUGAAGAGAAGACCCUGGAUGGACGCAUCGUAGUACGUAGCCAUGCCCGGGUGUCAUCUCUCACUCUCAAAGAAAUUCAGUACACAGAUGCUGGAGAAUAUGUAUGCACAGCCAGCAACACCAUCGGGCAGGACUCCCAAGCCAUGUACCUUGAAGUGCAGUAUGCCCCCAAGCUUCAGGGCCCUGUGGCUGUCUAUACUUGGGAAGGGAAUCAAGUGAACAUCACCUGUGAAGUAUUUGCUUACCCCAGUGCUGUCAUCUCCUGGUUCCGGGAUGGACAGCUGCUUCCCAGCUCAAACUACAGCAAUAUCAAGAUCUACAACACUCCAUCAGCAAGCUAUCUGGAGGUGACACCAGACUCUGAAAAUGACUUUGGGAAUUAUAACUGCACUGCUGUGAACCGCAUUGGCCAGGAGUCCUCAGAGUUCAUUCUUGUGCAGGCAGAUACUCCGUCCUCUCCUUCCAUUGACAGAGUGGAGCCCUAUUCCAGUACUGCCCAGGUGGAGUUUGAUGAGCCUGAAGCUACCGGUGGGGUGCCCAUCCUCAAGUACAAAGCAGAGUGGAGGGCACUGGGCGAGGGAGAAUGGCAUUCAAGGUUGUAUGAUGCAAAAGAAGCAAAUGUGGAGGGCAUGAUCACUAUCACUGGCCUGAAACCUGAAACAACCUACUCUGUGAGAUUGUCUGCGGUCAAUGGCAAGGGUGUGGGUGAGAUUAGCCUGCCAUCCGACUUCAAGACACAACCAGUUCGAGAACCCAGCGCACCCAAACUGGAAGGUCAGAUGGGAGAAGAUGGAAACUCCAUUAAAGUGAAUGUUAUCAAACAGGAUGAUGGUGGCUCCCCAAUUAGACAUUAUCUGAUCAAAUACAAAGCUAAACAUUCCUCAGAAUGGAAACCAGAGAUCAGACUUCCAUCUGGCAGUGACCACGUCAUGCUCAAGUCUCUGGACUGGAAUGCAGAGUAUGAGGUUUAUGUGAUAGCUGAAAACCAGCAAGGGAAGUCCAAACCAGCUCACUAUGCUUUCCGAACUUCUGCUCAGCCUACUGUCAUCCCAGCCAGCACUAGCCCUACAUCAGGCCUUGGGACUGCUGCCAUUGUAGGCAUUCUCAUUGUUAUCUUUGUGCUGCUCCUGGUGGCUGUGGAUGUCACCUGCUACUUCCUGAACAAAUGUGGCCUGCUGAUGUGCAUUGCUGUCAACUUAUGCGGCAAAUCCGGCCCAGGAGCCAAGGGCAAAGACAUGGAAGAGGGUAAAGCCGCCUUCUCGAAAGAUGAGUCCAAGGAGCCUAUUGUGGAGGUGCGGACUGAAGAGGAGCGGACCCCCAAUCACGAUGGGGGAAAACACACAGAGCCCAAUGAGACCACCCCGCUGACGGAGCCAGAGCACCCUGCCGAUACUGCAGCUACUGUUGAGGACAUGCUGCCUUCUGUAACUACAGGCACCGCUAACUCUGACACUAUCACUGAAACCUUUGCCACUGCUCAGAACAGCCCCACCAGCGAGACCACUACGCUGACCUCCAGUAUUGCCCUGCCAGCCAUGGCCAUUCCUGACUCAAACUCCAUGUCGCCUGGCCAGGCUACUCCAGCCAAAGGGGCAGCCAUCUCAGUCUCUUCACCACCACCCUCCUCCACCCCCAAAGUGGCCCCUCUUGUUGAUCUCAGCGAUACCCCAAGCUCUACUCCAGCUACUAAUAAUUUGUCUUCAAGUGUCCUGUCCAACCAAGGUGCAGUGCUCAGCCCCAGCGCUGUUGCUAACGUGGCCGAGACCUCCAAAGUGGCAGCUGCCCCAAGCCCUGCAAACCUCACUGGCCCUCCAGUUCCAUCAGAGCCCAAGCAGGAGGUCUCAAGCACCAAGAGCCCUGAAAAGGAAGCUGUGCAGCCCAGUUCAGUGAAGAGCCCAACAGAGACAACGAAGAACCCAAGCAAUCUGAAGAGCGAGGCUGCUUCAGGCAGCACCACAAACCCCUCACAGAAUGAGGACUUUAAAAUGGACGAAGGGACCUUCAAGACAUCAGACAUUGAUCUUGCAAAGGAUGUUUUUGCGGCUCUUGGCACUACUACUCCUGCCAGCGUGACUAGCGGGCAAGCUCGUGAGCUUGCUUCUUCUACUGCAGACAGCUCUGUACCUGCUGCACCUGCAAAGACCGAGAAAAUCCCAGUAGAAGACAAAUCUGAAGUGCAAGCAACGGAAACUAAGACACCUCCAGCAGAAGUCAAGACGGUCCCCAAUGAAGCCACACAAACAAAUGAAAAUGAGAGCAAAGCAUGAUCAGCGACAGAUGAAAACAAAUGACAGAACAACUUCACCCAAG
Molecule: messenger RNA, 3361 nt
Organism: Fulmarus glacialis (Northern fulmar)
Lineage: Eukaryota; Metazoa; Chordata; Aves; Procellariiformes; Procellariidae
Gene: NCAM1
Product: neural cell adhesion molecule 1
Exons: 19
Coding region: 1-3318 (1105 amino acids)
Biological process (GO): cell adhesion
Cellular component (GO): membrane
Molecular function (GO): protein binding
Source: RefSeq, a predicted model, not a curated record